AUGCCGGAUUCAGCAUCCUUGCCUGCUCAGAACUAUAGCACAGUGUCUGAAUUCAUCCUCCUUGGCUUCUCCCCCUUCCCCCAGCAUCUCCUGCCUGCCUUCUUCCUGCUGUUCCUGCAGAUGUGCCUGUUCACACUGCUGGGGAACCUGCUCAUCAUGGCCACCAUCGGGAGCGAGUGCAUCCUCCACACACCCAUGUAUCUCUUCCUGUGCACCCUCUCCAUCUCUGAGAUUCUCACUGUUGCCGUCACCCCUCACAUGCUGGUCGACCUGCUCUCCACCCAUCACUCCAUCACCUUUGUGGCCUGUGUCAGCCAGAUGUUCUUCUCCUUCAUGUUUGGCUUCACCCAUUCCUCCCUGCUCAUGAUCAUGGGCUACAACCGCUACGUGGCCAUCUGCCACUCUCUGCGCUACAAUGUGCUCUUUUGUCCCCGUGACUGUGCCCAUCUUGUGUCCUGGUCCUAUGCUGGUGGCACAGUCAUGGGGAUGAUGGUGACAUUGAUAGUUUUUCACCUCACCUUCUGUGGGUCUAACGUGAUCCAUCAUUUUCUCUGCCACGUGCUUUCCCUCUUGAAGUUGGCCUGUGGGAAUGAGACAUCCUCUGUCACCUUGGGUGUGAUCCUGGUGUGUGUCACAGCUCUGAUGGGCUGUUUAUUCCUCAUCUUCCUCUCCUAUGUCUUCAUCGUGCCUGACAUCUUGAGGAUCCCCUCAGCUGAGGGCAGGCACAAGACCUUCUCCACAUGUGUGUCCCACCACACUGUGGUGGCCGUGCACUAUGGUUUUGCCUCCAUCAUCUGCCUCAAGCCCAAGGGCCCUCCAUCUAUGGACAGUAACACUCUGAUGGCCACCACCUAUACAGUCUUCACCCCCUUUCUUAGCCUAAUCAUCUUCAGCCUCAGGAAUAAGGAGCUGAAGAAUGCCAAAAAAACCUUCUGCCGAAAAUUCUGUCCCUCAGCUCCUGACAGACAGCCGCGCUGCAGGAGGGGCGGCCCCAACCUGCGCUGCAGGGCGUCCCCGCACACUGGCAGUCUUGCCUGGACCCACAGCAGUCCUGGUCACGAGAGUCCAUUCCCAGGAGAGAAGUGGUCCCUGUACCAGCAUUCGUACAUUCAGGAGCGGGUACCCUGGAGCCUGUUUGCAGCCACGAGAGACGAAGAGAUCUGCUGCCCGAGGGAGCGGAUGCUGGGGGUAGUGGGGUCUCAGACUCCCCCCGACUCCGCCAUCACAGACAAUGCUACUGUGAACGUCCUUGAUCACGUCCCUCCCUGA
Messenger RNA from Diceros bicornis minor, 1269 nucleotides. RefSeq names its product olfactory receptor 10H4-like. NCBI's taxonomy places the organism in Eukaryota, Metazoa, Chordata, Mammalia, Perissodactyla, Rhinocerotidae. The record is from RefSeq and is a predicted model, not a curated record. Gene Ontology annotation, molecular function: G protein-coupled receptor activity; olfactory receptor activity. Gene Ontology annotation, cellular component: membrane. Gene Ontology annotation, biological process: G protein-coupled receptor signaling pathway.